Messenger RNA from Bombyx mandarina (wild silkworm), 2318 nucleotides. RefSeq names its product armadillo repeat-containing protein 8. The record is from RefSeq and is a predicted model, not a curated record. Gene Ontology annotation, cellular component: GID complex. Gene Ontology annotation, molecular function: protein binding. NCBI's taxonomy places the organism in Eukaryota, Metazoa, Arthropoda, Insecta, Lepidoptera, Bombycidae. Gene Ontology annotation, biological process: proteasome-mediated ubiquitin-dependent protein catabolic process.
CUUGACAUGUAGUUCGGCCUCGGUUGUCGAUCUGAAUUUCGAACGUUUAUUUUUACCAACAUUACUGCGUAUAUUUUGAUUAAAACAUGCAACAGUUUACAGUAUUCAUGGAUAUCGAAAGCUCCCGCUCGUAUAUCGACGAGUUGUAUUCUUCGGAUGCGGUGAAGGUAAUGGAAGCUUUGGUAACGCUGAAGAACUCGGUAAUAGGGAGCAACAGACAGAAGAGUUCAGUGAUCAGUCAAGGGGUAGUUCCAAGGCUGCUACAAUUGAUGUCUGAAGAAUCACUGGAUCCGAACAUUAGACUAGAGGCAACUAUUACAAUAGGUUCACUAGCAAAAGGCACACCAGAAAAUAUAGAAUCUCUAAUCGAAAAAGGAACAGCUACAGCAUUAGUGGAAAUGCUUAAGACUGUACCACUUGGUUCAAAACUUGCGGAGGCAGCUCUGUGUGCCUUAAGGAGUAUAUUCUCGCAUAAACCUGCACCAGUUGAUGCCUUACCAGCUGACAUGAGGUUGCUCACAAGAUUAACUCAGAUUGCGCGGGAGGACUCUCAGGAAGCGCGCACUAGUGUGAUACGUGUGCUGGCUGUAUGGUGCAGCGGCACUGUAGAACAAGAAGCCUUGACGUGUGCGGGAGCGUGCUCGGCCGCCGCCGCGAUGCUCGUGGUGCCGCCCCGCUCGGUGCCUUCGCCCUCGCGACUGGUGCCAGCCCUGGAAUUACUAGCCGCCAUGUGCUUCAAGAAUCCCAAUGUUGCACAGGUCGCUUUGAAUACAAGGCACGGUGAUAAAUCAAUACCGGAGUUACUAAUGUGCCUGGUGUCUCGCGACAAGCCUCUCGUAGUGGCGUUGAAAGCUGCCAAAUGUCUCACUUUCUUACAGAGGGCCGGCGCUCUGCCAGCCGACGACAGCAGGAUCGUUUUCGGAGCUCUUCCGUGUCUGGCGCGUUUGUGUACCAAAGAGAACACGGAAGACAUCCGAGCGUCCGCCGCCGAGGUGCUCGCCUAUUUGACCGAGGUCGACACGUCCCUCCAGCGUCUAGCGGCGAUAUCGAAUCACUUGAUGAGUUCCCUGGCGGACAUCGUGAACUGCCAGUCCGCGGCCGCCAAACAAGGCGCGUUCAAAUGUUUCGCUUCGCUCGGAGCGAACGACGAGGACAUCAGGAAAAUGAUCAUCGAAACCCACGGCCUGAUGGUGCAUGUCGUCAACGGACUGAACAAUCCUGAUCCUUGUGUGAGUCUAGCGGCCGUGCGGUGCUUGCAUUCGUUGUCAAGAUCGGUUCAACAGCUGCGAACGACUUUUCAGGACCACGCGGUGUGGAAGCCUCUCAUGCAGCUGCUGAACGAUUCUCCGGGCCCUGAACUAUUGAACGUCGGUUCGUCGACCUUGUGCAAUCUGUUGCUAGAAUUUUCACCGGCCAAAGAACCGAUGCUCGAUCAAGGUGCAGUUGAGAUGCUGUGUAAUUUGACAAAAAUGUCGGAUCCCGCGUUGAGAUUGAACGGGAUUUGGGCGUUAAUGAACAUGGCUUUUCAGGCGGAACAGAAGGUGAAGCAGCGCAUCCUGUGCUGCCUGGGCACGGAGCAGAUGUUCCGUCUGCUGGGCGACAGCGACACGCGCGUCAUCAUGAAGAUGCUGGGCCUGCUGCGCAACCUGCUCUCCACCAGGCAGCACAUCGACGCCAUCAUGAGCGAGUACUCGUCGCAGGUCAUGCAGCUUGUUCGGCAGGCAGUAAUAGUGGUGCUGGAGGGUUCGUAUCCAGCGGAGGUGAAGGAGCAAGCCUUGUGUAUACUGGGGAAUAUCGGCGACGGUGAAAAAUCGAAAGAUCUGAUAAUGGCCAACGAAGACGUACUCCGGAAACUUGUUGAUUAUUUGGCGCACCCGGAGAGCAAGUUGCAGGAGGCGGCGCUGUUCGUGGCCGGCAACCUGGUGUGGCGCGGGGAGGCGGGCGCCGCCGCGCGACAGCAGCGCCUCGCCGACCUGGGCGUGCUGCGCGCGCUCAAGCUGCUGCGCGCCUCGCACCACGCCGCGCACCUGCACGACAAGGUGAAGACCGCUCUGGCGCAAUUCAAUGAGUUCACAUAAUAUCACAAGAGUCGCAAACGUAAACGCAUGCGACGCCACUGAGCUCGUCCGGCGCUAACGUUCUGCACAACGGUCACCGUCGGACGGUACGCACCGUAGUAGUAGUGACCGAGAGAACUGUCUGACUUCAGUGUUAUAGCUUAUUAAAUACAGGGUGUGUUGUAAACGAUUCCGAAAAGGUGGCAACCGAAAUUUUUUUUAUCGAGGAGUGGUAGACUAUUUGGCUUAAGCGAGAUUUUU